Messenger RNA from Chlorocebus sabaeus (green monkey), 8755 nucleotides. Lineage: Eukaryota; Metazoa; Chordata; Mammalia; Primates; Cercopithecidae. The record is from RefSeq and is a predicted model, not a curated record.
GCAUUUCAUUCAGCCUGGGCGACAGAGGGAGACACUGCUCAAAACAAACAAGCAAAAAAUCAGAUUGGACAUUUGCUGCUCCAAAUUUGUCUUUGCGUUGGAGUAUCACCUUUAAAUAGCACAAUGAAAUUUUGCACUAGGCAAUUAUAUUCUUCACAAUGCCAAAUGUACUGCAAAACAUUGAUGAAUUGAUAUUAGCCCACAUGCUAAGAAGGAAAGUGAAUCUGCAUGCAUACACUCCCUCGCAUGGGAAAGAUAACUGUUUUUAAAGUCAGGUGGUAAAGCAUGUAGUGUUGCACCCCAUUUAAGCAAGUGAUGGGCUGGCUUUAUUUUGAUGGAUAUAGACUUGGAGGAAGUUAGCAUCACAGGCUAGGAGGCUCCAUUUCCUCUCCUGUGCUUCCUGUUCCUUGGGAGGAAUGAACUCCAGGGAAAGAAAGCUGGGGCCAGCCAGAGGGGGUGAAGGUGCGUCUCAAAAAACCAAAACACUGUGAGGGAGCAAUGGGGCAAGGGACCUCGAACAAUUUAUUUAGAUCUUUCUGGAAGAGAAGACUGAGCUAUUUUCUCUCAUGUUCCUCAUCUGUACAGAGAGCCUUGCACAGUGUCUGAGGUUUAUUGAAUGUUGAAAGGACACGAAAAGGUUUGAAUUCCUCUUUGAUUUUCACAACUCUUCUCUUCUAAGGCAACAAGUUCUUAUUCAUGUCUUUUUUAUAAUGGACACAGAGUAGAGUUUGCUCUUAUAAGAUGAUACUUCCAUGGUGGUUUUCUUAAAAGCAGUGAAAAAUAAGGAAUCUUAAAGUUUUAAAAAUGUUAAUAUGUAGUUCAGCCCUACAAGCAGAAAAAAAUUAAAUCUUUAUAUUGAUUAGGAUGAAAAAUGUUGUAGAGGGUGUUUUCAAAAGAGUUUCCAGGAAAAUAUUUGGAGACAGGUUUUUCACUCCAUUUUUCAUCCUUGCAUGUUUCAUAAAAGCUCCCAUCGGUUUGGGCAGUUUGACAGUCAUUCCUUUAAGAUGUAAAAGGGCUUGUGGCAAAUUUGGGAGGAUGAACUGCCUUUUCCAUUACUUAAUUUUUAAAAAUACUGUUAGGAGUGGGAAGGGUAUCAAAUGUCCACUUGGAGUCAGGGAAAAAAGUAGCCCCGUGAAAAAAAUCCCUGUGAGAGCAGCAUAACCUGCAGAGACGUGGGAGCAAGUGUCCAAUCCUGACAGCCAGUCAUGGAAAUAGAGUGCUCCGGGCCGCGCAGAGACCAUUCUGUGUGCCACUCACACGGAGUCUAGUGCAGCAUAAAGCUUUCCUAAGCUCCACCCAGAAGUGUGGUUGCCUUUGUCAUUUUAAUUGGUCUGUGUUUGUGAAGUGGGGCCUCUAUUUACUUAUAGCUUGGGGCUUGUGUUUACCAAGCCUGGUGGAGGCCAAGUGACAGGGCCCCUGCAAGCUCUCCCGCUGUAUCUUGAGGCACUUUUCUUUUCAGUAUCUGUGCCUGUCUAAUUCGUGAGCUUCUGUGAAGCAAGCACAGGAGGGUACAAGGCCUACAGGGAGGAAUUACACCUAAUUACUCAAAUAAUUGCUAGGCUGUUGCCUUCUUAGUCACUGAAAAUAAUUUCCAGGUCCCUGGCUUUUAUAGAUAGUCUUCUAGAGGCAGGAGGACACAGCCCCCUUUUUAACUCAGCCCAUUCACUCACAAAAUCAGAACACUCGAGCCUGCAAAAUUAAUAAGCACCACUUCCAUUACAUAUAUUUUAGGUUGUUGUUGCCGUGGCGAUAAAGUCAGGGACAUUGAAUCUCCUCUGUUGAGCCAUUGUUAUCAUCCCUGGCCAUCUGCUGCAGAGGAGUGAUAUUCCAUCUCAUUUGCAUGAUGACUGAUAUAUGGGAGGUUUGGAAGGACAUAUGCCACAGCAAUCAUGUGAUGAAAAUUAAAGUGAAAGUUUUGGGCCCAGAGCCGAAAAAAAUCUGUGUAUGCGCAUGAGGCUGUUGAUGUGCAAAUGUGAAUCAUAUUGAGAAGGUCUGAAUAGGGAGGUGUGACGUAAGGAGGGGACACAAACGCAGGUGCUUAUCUCUAAGCAGUCAAAGGCACUGGAUGUCAUAUCAUGGGAACUACCUUUCAAAGAAACAGCUUUAGUGUUUCCGUUCAGCACACCAGGGAGGAGAGAAAUAUAAGUUUUGGAAACAAACAAAAAAAGCCCCCAAUUUUGUGAGUGUCCCUGAAGCAUUGUGACAAUUCCAUUUUAUGUGUCUGCGUGCUCAUAUCAAGACUAAGGAGUGAUGGAAACUCUCCAGUUCAGAUCCAGUAGCUUUUAGGGAAGGAACUAUAGUUGCUGACUUGAGUUGAAGAAGCAUCUACUUAAUGUCUGGUCAAAUCCUACAAGAAAUACAGAAAUCUAUGAUUAAAAAGCUGAGCACUUUGAUAUACUGCAAAGGGUAGAGAAGGCAGGACGGCAGAAAUAUUCUGCAAGGAAGAAUGAAUUUCAGGAUUUAUCAUUAAAUCAGACAAAGUCAUUUAUUUAGUACCCCUGACACAGCAGGGCAAACUGAGUUGGCAUACAAGUUACCUGGAGAAAAAGAGAGCAAUUCCAGGACUUCCUCUUCAGCCCAAAAGAAGGUACCAGAUCUGUGCACUGGGGCGAUGUGGAAGAGACCUGCUUAUUGCCCCUGAUGUAAACUCCAGUAAGAAAAGACGUCAAGUACAAGUACUAGGAAAUCACUUUAUACAUCUGUUUAUAGGUUUAUGGAUGCAGAGGCUGAAGAUAAAACGCUGCGUACUCGCUCUAAAGGAACGGAGGUGCCAAUGGAUUCGCUAAUCCAGGAGCUCAGUGUUGCCUAUGAUUGUUCCAUGGCAAAGAAGAGAAGAGCUGAAGAUCCGGCUUUGGGGGUUCCAGUCAACAAAAGGAAAUCCCUGCUAAUGAAGCCCCGACACUACAGCCCAAACGCAGACUGCCAAGAAGACCGCAGCGACAGGACAGAGGACGAUGGCCCCUUGGAAACGCAUGAUCACUCUACUGCAGAGGAAGUCAUGAUAAAACCUAUGGAUGAAAGUCUCCUUUCAGCUGUACAAGAAAACUCCAGUAGGAAGGAAGACAGAUACUCUUGUUAUCAAGAGCUCGUGGUCAAGUCUUUAAUGCACUUGGGGAAAUUUGAAAAAAAUGUAUCUGUUCAGACCACAAGUGAAAACUUAAAUGACAGUGGCAUCCAAUCUUUAAAAGCAGAGAGCGAUGAAGCAGACGAGUGUUUUCUGAUUCAUUCUGAUGAUGGAAGAGACAAGAUCGAUGAUUCUCAGCCACCCUUCUGCUCCUCUGAUGACAAUGAAAGUAACUCUGAAAGUGCAGAAAAUGGCUGGGACAGUGGCUCCAACUUCUCAGAAGAAACCAAACCACCUAGAGUCCCAAAGUAUGUUUUAACAGAUCAUAAAAAAGACCUAUUGGAAGUUCCUGAAAUAAAAACUGAGGGUGACAAAUUUAUCCCUUGUGAGAACAGGUGUGAUUCUGAAACAGAAAGGAAAGACCCACAGAAUGCUCAUGCAGAACCCCUGGAUGGCAAUGCCCAGCCCUCAUUCCCUGAUGUUGAGGAGGAAGAUAGCGAGAGCCUGGCAGUAAUGACGGAAGAGUCUAGUGACCUGGAAAAGGCCAAGGGGAACUUAAGUUUGCUGGAGCAGGCAAUUGCUCUGCAGGCUGAGCGAGGUUGUGUUUUCCAUAACACCUACAAAGAACUGGACAGAUUCCUGCUGGAGCACCUAGCAGGGGAAAGGAGGCAAACCAAAGUUAUCGACAUGGGUGGAAGACAAAUCUUUCACAAUAAACAUUCACCAAGGCCUGAAAAAAGGGAGACCAAGUGCCCGAUCCCUGGGUGUGAUGGCACGGGACACGUGACGGGGCUCUACCCCCACCACCGCAGCCUUUCGGGGUGCCCCCACAAAGUGCGGGUUCCCCUGGAAAUUCUUGCCAUGCAUGAAAAUGUGCUCAAGUGUCCCACACCGGGAUGCACAGGAAGGGGUCAUGUGAACAGCAACCGCAACACCCACAGGAGUCUUUCUGGUUGUCCAAUUGCUGCAGCUGAAAAACUGGCAAUGUCCCAGGAUAAAAAUCAGCUUGAUUCUCCCCAAACUGGGCAGUGUCCUGACCAGGCCCACAGGACAAGCUUGGUGAAGCAAAUUGAAUUCAAUUUCCCGUCACAAGCCAUCACCUCUCCCAGAGCCACAGUGUCAAAAGAACAAGAGAAGUUUGGAAAAGUACCAUUUGAUUAUGCCAGUUUUGAUGCCCAAGUUUUUGGUAAACGCCCUCUCAUGCAAACAGUGCAAGGAAGAAAAACACCACCGUUUCCUGAAUCAAAGCAUUUUUCAAAUCCAGUGAAAUUUCCUAAUCGACUGCCUAGUGCAGGCGCCCACACCCAGAGCCCUGGCCGUGCCAGCUCUUAUAGCUACGGUCAAUGUAGUGAAGACACCCACAUAGCAGCAGCUGCUGCCAUCCUGAACCUUUCCACCCGCUGCAGGGAAGCCACAGACAUCCUCUCCAACAAGCCACAGAGUCUGCAUGCCAAGGGAGCCGAAAUAGAAGUGGAUGAAAAUGGCACAUUGGACUUAAGCAUGAAAAAAAAUCGAAUCCUGGACAAGGCUGCACCCCUAACUUCCUCUAACACUUCUAUUCCAACUCCUUCCUCUUCCCCAUUCAAAACAAGCAGCAUUCUGGUCAAUGCGGCAUUCUAUCAGGCUCUUUGUGACCAAGAGGGCUGGGACACUCCUAUCAACUAUAGCAAAACUCACGGGAAGACAGAGGAGGAGAAAGAGAAAGACCCAGUGAGCUCUCUAGAAAAUUUAGAGGAAAAAAAGUUUCCUGGAGAGGCCUCUAUACCAAGCCCUAAACCCAAGCUUCAUGCAAGAGAUCUCAAAAAGGAACUAAUCACCUGUCCAACACCAGGAUGUGAUGGAAGUGGCCACGUGACAGGAAACUAUGCGUCUCAUCGCAGUGUUUCUGGAUGUCCUUUAGCAGAUAAGACUCUAAAAUCCCUCAUGGCUGCCAACUCUCAGGAGCUUAAGUGUCCAACCCCAGGCUGCGAUGGCUCGGGGCACGUGACUGGAAACUAUGCUUCCCACAGAAGCUUGUCUGGAUGCCCUCGUGCAAGAAAAGGUGGUGUCAAAAUGACCCCCACCAAGGAAGAAAAAGAAGACCCUGAACUGAAAUGUCCUGUGAUAGGGUGUGAUGGCCAAGGUCACAUAUCAGGUAAAUACACGUCACACCGCACAGCUUCUGGUUGUCCUCUGGCUGCCAAGAGACAGAAGGAGAAUCCUCUCAAUGGAGCCUCCCUCUCCUGGAAACUGAACAAGCAAGAGCUACCACAUUGUCCCUUGCCAGGCUGCAAUGGGCUGGGCCAUGUAAAUAAUGUUUUUGUCACCCACCGAAGCUUAUCUGGAUGUCCUCUCAAUGCACAAGCUAUCAAAAAGGGCAAGGUUUCUGAAGAACUCAUGACCAUCAAGCUCAAAGCAACCGGGGGAAUAGAGAGUGAUGAAGAAAUUAGGCAUUUGGAUGAAGAAAUAAAGGAACUGAAUGAAUCCAACCUUAAGAUUGAAGCAGAUAUGAUGAAACUUCAGACCCAGAUCACGUCUAUGGAGAGCAACUUAAAGACGAUAGAGGAGGAGAACAAACUCAUAGAACAGAACAAUGAAAGUCUGCUAAAAGAGCUGGCGGGUCUGAGCCAAGCUCUCAUUUCAAGCCUUGCUGACAUCCAGCUUCCACAGAUGGGACCUAUCAGUGAGCAGAAUUUUGAAGCAUAUGUAAAUACACUCACAGACAUGUACAGCAAUCUGGAACGGGACUAUUCCCCGGAAUGCAAAGCUCUACUGGAAAGUAUCAAACAGGCAGUGAAGGGUAUCCAUGUGUAGGAUCACAGCACUGCCGGGCAACAGAAAUUACCAACAGCAGCAAACUCCAGAUGGAUCUGUUAGUGGUUCGUGUACUGCUAAGGCGUGGAGGUUGCCGUACUGCAUUUACAAUUGCAACAUUGCACUAAUUUUAUUUUCCCCAGCUGAUAUAAAAAGGAAAGAAAAACUAUGAUAGACUUCUUGGAUUAAAAGCAAUGCAGUCGAUUAUUAGAUCUUAUUUAUUUUCAUAUGAUUUUCUUUUAUUUCCUCAUUGUACUCUUUUUUUGUAAAGUAUAUGUAAAAUAAAUGUGACAUUUUUAUAAUUUAUUUAUUACUAAUCAAAGAGUUUUUUAUCUUUUAACUGCAUUUUGAAGUCUGCCAUAUUUUUACAAGUGUGUUAUUAAUUUAUUUUCCAAUAGGAUUUAAAUAGAAAUGCUAUUCUCAAGUCAUCUUUCUUGCUGGGUUUUAAUGAGGAAACAGGAAAGGGUGAAGGAAAUCCUUGUCUAAGGACUGCACUAUAGUUGAGUUUAAUUUUUAUUGCACACUUCUUCCCCCACCUUUCACUGGUUUUUGUAUUUAUAAAUGAAUUUGUGGUAAGGUGAGCUGCACAGAAGGAAUAAGAAGACAAAUGGCGCCCACUAGUGGGUAAUCCGCACUCACAAAAGCACAGGAUGCUGGAAAACAGCCUGCUCAGAAUUUGUUAGCAAUAAUUAAAUAUAGCAAUCAGCAAAGUAUUCGACUUGGCUGGACGGUUUUCGUUAAUAUGAAUUAUUUAUUUGAAAUGUUUUAAAGAAACAUAAGCUUUUUUAGUGAUGCAGAUUUGUCUGUUUGUUUUUCAAGUCAUAUCAGAUCGUUGGCAACUCGUUUCCCAAGAUGAAAAAUAAGACUUGGUGUGACCAGCCAGGCUUUCCUGCCAUAUGUUGGUACAACAUACAAGUGACAAUAUUGGUGUAUAUUUGUGCUUAGCAAAUACAAACACAUCCAAAUGAAAAAUUUUGUAGAUACCAUAUCCCCUGAAAUAGCAUUUAUCUUACUGGGUUGACUGGAAAGGAAUGGAAAAUACAGUUACACAUGAAGAAAUGUUACUCCAAUCUGAGUGAUUACUUCAAACACUGGCAACUUGGGUCUCACCCUCCAUAGGAAACAAGACAACAUUCAAUUUGAUAGAAAUCUUGCCAUAGACCUUCAAGUACUACAAAAUAUACACACACACUCACAUACACAGGCAUUCUCACACACACACACACACACACACUCAUCCACACUUUGAAUUGAGCCCACAAUCUUGAAUUUCUGAAUGGGUCAGAGUUUCAUAGUUGCUAUAGUAAAGGCAAUGUCUAUUUCAGGGAUUGUAAAGUAGUUAAGCAUUGUUUCAAAAGUUUUUUUAUAUUUAUUUUUUUUAAGGAAAAGGUAUAGACAACCAGCUAAACUGCCUUUUUGGUGUGCACACACAUUUCAUGUGCAGACGUGCCUCUGUGUAAAUGUACACAUGAACUUAGUGUGGGCUUAAUUUUCUGUGCUAUAAACGAAAGUGUUUAUUUUUUAUUAACCUCAUGGAUAUUUAGAUGGAACGUGAUGGCAUUCACAGGCUUGAUAUAUUCCACUGUUAUUACUGUUACCUGCACAAAUGAAAAACAAUACUCAACAAUAAUUCCACUCCCAUGAAAUUGUGGUCAUUGUUAUGCAUUAAGUGAGGCUUAUGUUUGGUUUGGAGUUCAUUUGAACUCUUGAAUCUUAGUUUAGUGAAGAUGAACUGUCUGUUCUUAGGUAGAAACGGUGUUUAUUUAAAAAUCAAUUUAAAAAAUGAGCUACCCUAUGUGCUGUCUAUUAUAAACGGGACACCAAACAAAAUUUUCUAUGACAGUUAUGUACUCGCAGACAUUUUGCUAUACAGUACUUCAUGGAUGCAUACAAAUGAGUUCACUUAUUACAAAGACAAACGUUUAAUUUGCUAAAUAUUUUAACAAGUUUGUUAUAUAUUUUAUUUAAUUUAAAAGAAAUCUCUUACCAACCUACAUAUUUAUUACUAUGAUUUACUAUGACUUCAGGUUAAUUUAUUUGUGUUGGCAUAGUUUGAGCAGGAUGUUUUGUGAAGUAUGUUUGUAUUUAUUUGCCUACUUUGUACUUGAUGUGUUUUGUAAUGUGCACUGAAUUUGUUUUCUUUUCAACUAUGUUAAUGAUCAAUACUGUAAAUUGGUCUUUUGUAAACAACAAAAAGGCAAUGAUGUAUGCAUUUUUUUAUUUGAGGUAGUUUGUUUGUAUACUGUUUCUCCAAACAUUUAAUAUUUCUUACAUCAAAGCAACAAAAUUGUGUUCAGUGCUGUACAUUUGGUGUAUGGUAGGAAAUAAAAACUGAUAACGAGUUUUGAUGUCAUCUUUCUCAGGCUGUUAUCUAGAGACUCGUAUCCCCUUCCCAUGGAAUCCACUGUCCAGAACGAGCCCUGGUGAGGUCCCCAGAGUGCACUUCAGCCUGCCAGUCAUUCGGAGACAUUUCUGUUCUGACAGCUGGUCUGCUUGCCUUAAAGUGGACAGGACUUUUGGCCAGUUGACAAGCUGUCCCUGCCUUUGAUGUGGCAUUCACCUCCAGAACAGGGAAUGCUUUGACAUAAGGAAGACCUUUGCUAGGAGUAGCAGCAAAUUCACUCAGAUCUAAUAGGUGGCAAGAUACAGGGCCCGCCCUCCUGAUUCCAAAAUUACUUUGGAUACGGAGUAUAUCUCUAGAUUCAUAUAAGCUAAAAUUAAAGAAACUUGAAUUAAAGAAAAAUGAUAAUAAAUUAUUGAUAGCACGCCUUCUGCUUAUGUGUUCUUUCUAUCUAAUGUCAAAUAGUCAUCCUAAUUUAAUUUUUCAGUUUCUGCCCAGAUUCAUACAUCUCUAGAAUAAGUUUCCACCUACAUUUGAUCUGGUUAAAAAAAAAAAAA